AUGGCUGGCGGCAUCCCACCCAAGAUUGGGUGCGUAGGGUUUCACUUCGACAAAGGGUGUAAAAACGCCCAGAAAUACUACGGCUGUUGGUGCGACACUCUUGGCAACUACUACUGUAGUUCCCGGGAUUUGACGGACAAGUGUCGCUGGUGUGGUUGCCGCAAGUAUCUGGCGGGCAGCAUUUGGCUCCGUGAUACAUGUCAGUUCUCAUAUACCAGACACGCGGUUUGUGUUGAGUGUCUCAAGGCUGCUGCCGGAAUUGCGCAAAUCGCGACUAGCAGCGCACCAAAGAACCCAAGUUGGUAG
This is a messenger RNA of Beauveria bassiana ARSEF 2860, 306 nucleotides long. RefSeq lists its product as uncharacterized. The transcript has 3 exons. Bases 1 to 306 code for a protein of 101 amino acids. NCBI's taxonomy places the organism in Eukaryota, Fungi, Ascomycota, Sordariomycetes, Hypocreales, Cordycipitaceae. The record is from RefSeq and is a predicted model, not a curated record.